Molecule: messenger RNA, 1463 nt
Organism: Scomber scombrus (Atlantic mackerel)
Lineage: Eukaryota; Metazoa; Chordata; Actinopteri; Scombriformes; Scombridae
Exons: 5
Coding region: 113-1054 (313 amino acids)
Source: RefSeq, a predicted model, not a curated record
UGACACCACCAGUAGUAAAAGCUCGGUUACACCUGCGACAUCAAAGACGACUAGAUCUUGACUGGAGCGUACACGUUUACCAUUUCCUACCUCACAUCACUCCAACUAUACAAUGGCUCACAUCGUGCUUCUAGCUGUUGUUUGUGUGCUGUGUUCAUUGGAAACACAAGGGUCCAGUGCUGUGACAACUGUGUUUGUGCAGAAAGGGAAGAAUUUACAUCUGGAUGUUAACAAACCUGUUGUUCUAGGAAAGGACGAUGAAUUUAGGUGGAGAGUCAGUGACACUCACAAUGUAGUGAGAUUAUUUCCUGAUAACACAACAAGAAUAGUUGACCCUUAUAAAGGAAGGGUUGAGUUUUCUGUACAAAAUCACUCUUUGCUUUUGAAGAAUGUGCAACACAAUGACAGUGGAGAUUACACUGCACUCAUAACUGGGGACAAAAACCAACCUCUAGCUGAAUACAAGAUCAUAAUUCAAGAUCCAGUGUCUCCAGUUCAGCUGUCAGUGAACUCUGUGUCUAACAGCAGAGAGUCCUGUAACCUCACUGUGACCUGCAGUACAGAGGACUCUCUCAUCAGCACUUUUAGAUGUGACACCCAAACCUGCAAUCAGGAGGGAGGAGAGCAGUCAAAGGUCACAACUUCUGGUUCUUCUCUCCGUGUCUACCUGUUGAAUGACUCCAUCAUCUGUAACCAUAGCAACCAGGUCAGCUGGACCAGAGACAUAAAGGAGAUUUGUCUUCUCUGCUCUGCAACUGCUGGUGAGACUGAAAGAACAGGUAUUAAUCUGGGCAUAGAAGCUGGCAUUGGGAUCGGGAUUGCAGUUCUCUUUUGCCUUGUCCUUGGCUGCCUAAUCAUAUAUCACAAAUGUUUUCGGAAUCAAUCCGGCCCAAAUCAGAAUGACCCAGAAGAUGCUUCAGGUCGUUCUUUAAACUUCACCAACCCUAUGGCAGGACUUCCAACUGCAACUGUACAAUCCACUGAGACUGAAAACACCCCCAAGCCAGAGACCGUUGCUGGUGGAAUUAAAGGUCAAGAGAAAGACAAAGAAUGAGAAAAAUGACCUGUGCUAUGAACACUGUGCCGACCCAUGCUGCAGAAUUAAGAAAUCCAAGAUAACUGAUAAAGCGAGGCUCAACAAAGUCUCAUUAGUGCAUCCUGGCUUAAUCUGUUGCCCGCUCGCCAAUCCAGGAUGAGGAUAUGUGAAUAUGUCAAGCCAGGCCUAAGUAAUUCAGAUACGUGCGUGUUCACAGCUUUUUUACAUAGACCACUCGAUCGAUCACAGAUUUACUGAUGCAGACAUGGAAAAAACUUGUGCCGCAUACCUUUUACCAAGUUAGCAAAUGAAUACAAGUAAUUAAUAAACAGUCAGUUUGAGUUGUGGAAAAGUAACUGGACAAAUCACUUUACAACUGCUAAUAUUUAUACUGUAAGCUUGCAUAAUAUCAUAGUAUCAUAGGGAG